Ruditapes philippinarum (Manila clam) is the source of this 4006-nucleotide messenger RNA. Its product is annotated as deleted in malignant brain tumors 1 protein-like. Gene Ontology annotation, cellular component: membrane. Bases 110 to 4006 code for a protein of 1298 amino acids. NCBI's taxonomy places the organism in Eukaryota, Metazoa, Mollusca, Bivalvia, Venerida, Veneridae. The transcript is spliced from 18 exons. The record is from RefSeq and is a predicted model, not a curated record.
AUUGGGACAUAGUUGUGAGAGCUAUAUUAAAUAAAAAAAAACGAUUUUAUUUCAUAUGGCUAUAGUUGUAAGUCAGUUUUAAAAAGCAGAUUAUUAAAGGAAUAUAUUAAUGACAUAUGAGCUUUCUACGUGCAUACUAAAAAUGAUCUUAUUGUACAUCGUGAUUGUGUCGUCUGUUACCAUUCAAACAGUUAAAAGUCAAGGGAAUGCAGUAUGUGACUGUCAGGAAGUUGGUGCAUUAAAGGAUAUGGUACUACAAGUGAUGAUAGAACAACGAAUGGAGUCUGCUAGAGUUAGUAGAUUAGAAGCGAGAAUAAAGACAUACGAGACAACUGGACCAAUUCCAAAUGAUCGCCUGAAAAGAUUAGAAAAAAACGUAAACGAUAUCAAUAUGAAAUUUAAUGAAACAGUAACUGGGGAAAAGGAUAAACAGAUAGGAUUCCAUCGAGGCAUUGGUACCAUUGUACAGAAGGCGCUGAUCUCGGAGAAAAAAGAAAGAAAAAAAUUGGUUUCAAGCAUAAAUAAAAUAGUAAAUGAAUACAAGGACACCAUUGAAACGUUCAAAGAAGCGAUGAACAAUACCAUCGACAAACGUUUCCAAGACAUAACUGCUGAACAAGUGAAAUAUAAGGACACCAUUGAAACGUUCAAAGUUGCGAUUAACAAGACCAUCGACAAACGUUUCCAAGACAUAACUGCUGAACAAGUGAAAUAUAAGGACACCAUCGAAACGUUCAAAGUUGCGAUUAACAAGACCAUCGACAAACGUUUCCAAGACAUAACUGCUGAACAAGUGAAAUAUAAGGACACCAUUGAAACGUUCAAAGAAGCGAUUAACAAUACCAUCGACAAUCGUUUCCAAGACAUAACUGCUAAGCAAGUGGACUAUAAGGCCACCAUUGAAACGUACAAAGAAGCGAUUAACAAUACCAUCGACAAUCGUUUCCAAGACAUAACUGCUAUGCAAGUGGAAUAUAAGGCCACAAUUGAAACGUACAAAGAAGCGAUUAACAAGACCAUCGACAAACGUUUCCAAUACAUAACUGCUAAGCAAGUGGACUAUAAGGCCACCAUUGAAUCGUACAAAGAAGCGAUUAACAAUACCAUCGACAAUCGUUUUCAUGACAUAACUGCUAAGCAAGUGGACUAUAAAGCCACCAUUGAAACGUACAAUGAAGCGAUUAACAAGACCAUCGACAAACGUUUCCAAUACAUAACUGCUAACCAAGUGGACUAUAAGGCCACCUUUGAAACGUACAAAGAAGCGAUUAACAAUACCAUCGACAAUCGUUUCCAAGAUAUUGUAGCUAAACAAAGGGAAUAUAAGGACACGCUUGAAACGUUCAAAGUUUCGAUUAACAAAACUAUAGACGAACGUUUCGAAUAUAUAUCUGCUAACCAAAUCAAGUACAGGAAUGAAAUUUCAUUAGAUCUUAUCACACUUAACGAGACGAGGUAUAUGGUAGAUACACUAGGUAAAAUAGUGGAAGGAGGCCAAGUUCGAUUAGUUAAUGGCUCGAAUCAGUAUGAAGGGAGACUAGAAGUAUGGCAUGAUUGGUCUUGGGGAACUGUAUGCGAUGAUGGGUUUGAUACGCUAUCAGCAAGUGUUGUUUGUAGGAUGCUCAAUUUUCAACAUACUAAUCCUGUGGUAUUCAAGUCUGCUUACUUCGGCGCUGGAAAAUUACCAGUACAUUUAAACAAUGUGAAAUGUUCGGAAACAGACAUAAGAAUAUCUCAGUGUCCGCAUUCGGGUUGGGGAAAACAUAAUUGCAGUCACGACAAAGAUGUUGGCAUAUCAUGUACACCAGUUCGAUUGGUGAACGGAUCAAAUCAAUAUGAAGGGAGACUGGAAGUAUUGCAUAAUGGUACUUGGGGAACAGUAUGCGAUCAUGCGUUUAGUGAGAUGUCAGCAACUGUUGUUUGUAAGAUGCUGAAUUACCCACACACUUAUCCAAUUGUAUUACGGUCAGUACAUUUUGGCGCCGGAGCAUCACUAAUACAUUUUGACGGUGUUUACUGUAAAGGAACUGAAACAAGCAUAACACAAUGCCCGCAUAAAGAAUGGGGAAUUACUGAUUGUGAUCACCAUAAAGAUGUUGGCAUAUCAUGUACACCAGUUCGAUUAGUAAACGGCUCAAAUCAGUAUGAAGGGAGACUAGAAGUAUGGCAUGAUUGGUCUUGGGGAACUGUAUGCGAUGAUGGGUUUGAUACGCUGUCAGCAAGUGUUGUUUGUAAGAUGCUCAAUUUUCAACAUACAAAUCCUGUGGUAUUCAAGUCUUCUUACUUCGGCUCUGGAGCAUUUCCGUUACAUUUAGACAAAGUGAAAUGUUCGGAAACAGACACAAGAAUAUCUCAGUGUCUGCAUUCGGGUUGGGGAAAACAUAAUUGCAGUCACGACAGGGAUGUUGGCAUAUCAUGUACACCAGUUCGAUUGGUGAACGGGUCAAAUCAGUAUGAAGGCAGACUGGAAGUAUGGCAUGAUGGUGCUUGGGGAACAGUAUGCGAUGAUGCGUUUAGUAAGAUGUCAGCAACUGUUGUUUGUAAGAUGCUAAAUUAUGCACACACUAAUCCUAUGGUGUUAAGGUCUGCACACUUUGGCGCUGGGGCAUCACUUAUACAUUUAGACGGUGUUUACUGCAAAGGAACGGAAACAAGCAUAAUGCAAUGUCCGCAUAGAGAGUGGGGAAUAACUGAUUGUGAUCACCAUAAAGAUGUUGGCAUAUCAUGUACACCAGUUCGAUUAGUAAACGGCUCAAAUCAGUAUGAAGGGAGACUAGAAGUAUGGCAUGAUUGGUCUUGGGGAACUGUAUGCGAUGAUGGGUUUGAUACGCUGUCAGCAAGUGUUGUUUGUAAGAUGCUCAAUUUUCAACAUACUAAUCCUGUGGUAUUCAAGUCUUCUUACUUCGGCUCUGGAGCAUUACCAGUACAUUUAGACAAUGUGAAAUGUUCGGAAACAGACACAAUAAUAUCUCAGUGUCCGCAUUCGGGUUGGGGAAAACAUAAUUGCAGUCACGAUAAAGAUGUUGGCAUAUCAUGUACACCAGUUCGAUUGGUGAACGGAUCAAAUCAGUAUGAAGGGAGACUGGAAGUAUUGCAUAAUGGGGCUUGGGGAAAAGUAUGCGAUGAUGCGUUUAGUGUGAUGUCAGCAACUGUUGUUUGUAAGAUGCUGAAUUACCCACACACUAAUCCUAUGGUGUUAAGGUCUGCACACUUUGGCGCUGGGGCAUCACUAAUACAUUUAGACGGUGUUUACUGCAAAGGAACGGAAACAAGCAUAAUGCAAUGUCCGCAUAGAGAGUGGGGAAUAACUGAUUGUGAUCACCAUAAAGAUGUUGGCAUAUCAUGUACACCAGUUCGAUUGGUGAAUGGGUCAAAUCCAUCUGAAGGGAGACUGGAAGUAUGGAAUGAUGGAUCUUGGGGAACAGUGUGCGAUGAUGACUUUACAACGCUUUCUGCAACUGUUGUUUGCAAGAUGUUAAAUUAUCCACAUACAGAUCCUUUGGUUAUAAUGUCCGCAUACUUCGGCGCCGGAAAACUGCCAAUACACGAUGUUAAUUGUACAGGAACUGAGAUAAGCUUACCACAAUGUCCACCUAGAACUCGGGGAACAAAUAAAUGUAGUCAUAAUGAAGAUGUCGGCAUAUCAUGUACAAAAGUUCGACUUGUUAACGGAUCAAGUCAAUAUGAAGGAAGACUGGAAGUAUGGCAUGAUGGGUCAUGGGGAACAGUAUGCGAUCAUGAGUUUACAGAACAAUCUGCUCGUGUUGUUUGUAAUAUGCUGAAUAAUCAAGGUUCUGAUCCCGUGGUAUAUGGGUCCGCACACUACGGCGCCGGAAUAUUGCCAAUACAUUUGGAUGAUGUAAAAUGUACAGGCUCUGAAUCAAGCUUAUUUGAUUGUCCGCAUAGAGGUUGGGGAUCAAAUAAUUGUGGUCAUGGUGAUGAUGUCGGCAUAUAUUGUGUACCAAGAGGUAAUCUUUCUAAUAAUUAUAGUUUAUAUGAAAUAUGA